AUGUCCUCGCUGCCCCGUGGCUUCGAGCCCCAAGCUCUCAAGGACUUGGGGCAGCGGAGUUUGGCGGAGCUGCGGGAGAUGUUGAAGCGCCAGGAGAGACUUUUGCGCAACGAAAAAUUCAUUUGCAAAUUGCCCGACAAAGGUAAAAAGAUCUUAGACUGUCUUGCCAAACUGAAAGCAGCCAUUGCAGAACAUGAAGAGUUUAGAGGAAAAAGUGAACUGUUUCAUCCUGUUAGAUUAGACUGUAAGCUAAGGCAAAAAGUGAUUGCAGGAGUUGAUGUGGACACAGAUAAUGCCCAAAAUUCUGAUCAGAUACUUGAUACUUCAUUACUAGUUCCUGGCUGUUCCUCUGUAGAUAACAUCGAAUCAUCUAAAACAACCUCACAGAAACAGGGAAUUGCACACCUCACUUACAAAAGCGAUGAAGAGAUUUCAGAGGCAAAGUGCACAGUGAACAAGUGCCCAGGUUCCAGCAGCAGAGCCGGUGCAGCUUUCUCAUCUAAAGCCAGCAAGCGUCUUCCUCAGCAUCGUGUUUCAGGUCAAGCAGAAGAUAUAUCCAGCAGCUCUGACAGCCUGUUUAUUGAUAGGUUACAGAAGAUCACCAUUGCAGACCAAGGUGAACACCACUCAGAAGAAAAUGCAAGUACUGCUAACUUGACAGGCCUCCAUAGUGAGACUCGGAAGAAGCCCCAUUACGUGGAAGUGCUAGAAAUGCGAGCCAAAAAUCCAGUGCCCCCACCACAUAAAUUUAAAACAAAUGUAUUACCUUUGCAACAAAAUGAUUUACCUAGUCACUGUCAGAGAAGAGGGUCUCCUAUUUCGUCAGAAGAAAGGCGGCAAAGGGAUAAGAAACAUCUUGAUGACAUCACGGCAGCUCGGCUUCUGCCACUUCACCAUAUGCCUACACAGCUGCUCUCCAUAGAAGAAUCCUUGGCACUUCAGAAGCAGCAGAAACAGAAUUAUGAGGAGAUGCAAGCCAAACUUGCAGCACAAAAAUUAGCUGAAAGACUCAAUAUUAAAAUGCAGAGCUAUAAUCCAGAAGGUGAGACUUCAGGGAAAUACCGAGAAGUAAGGGAUGAAGGUGAUGAUCAGUCCUCCACUGAUGAUGAAUUUUGAAGAUGAGCACUGGAAUAUUCUCUUCAUUCUCUCACUGUUGAGUGUCAUCUUACAUCAGACUGUCUAAUAUCAAGUUUGGUGUCAGACAUUAAGAAAAGAAAAUUGUUG
Messenger RNA from Choloepus didactylus (southern two-toed sloth), 1224 nucleotides. RefSeq names its product DNA-directed RNA polymerase II subunit GRINL1A-like. The transcript has a single exon. NCBI's taxonomy places the organism in Eukaryota, Metazoa, Chordata, Mammalia, Pilosa, Megalonychidae. The record is from RefSeq and is a predicted model, not a curated record. Bases 1 to 1116 code for a protein of 371 amino acids. Gene Ontology annotation, molecular function: transcription elongation factor activity. Gene Ontology annotation, cellular component: intracellular anatomical structure; RNA polymerase II, holoenzyme; nucleus. Gene Ontology annotation, biological process: maintenance of ER location; transcription elongation by RNA polymerase II; intracellular signal transduction.